UUUGAUGAGUUGACAAGGACAGCUUCAUGGUCUCACUCAAAACCCAAACCAAAGAUUGUUAGUGAGUCACUGUCAGCUUAUUAGUCUCAUUCUCAGCCCCCACAAACAUCCUCUGCACCAAUCACAACUCAACCCUUUUGACUAUCUCUCUCCUCUUCUCUGUUCCAUAGAUCGCUGUCUUUCAAUCACUUCACACAUUUCUCUUCACUCCUACCACUCUCUGCACUGCACACACCUCACACCCACUUAUAUUUCUCUUCAAAUCUCUACCUUUUUGCUUUUCCCAGUUGCCCCCUCUUUACUGUUUUUGCUUCUACCAAAGAUUCUACCACCAAUACUCCAAUACCACUUAGAUACGUGUAUCUUAUAUGCACUUCACAGCCCUACCAAUUAUUGAGUGUCACUCUAUAAUUUUCAUAUGGGUUUAGCCUUUUCUUUUCUCCUUUGGUUGCUAUGCUGAUUGUUUCCUCUUCUCUUAGAUCUGAAGAGUUUCUUCUGGGUUUAUGCUUUGCCCCUCAUUGAUUCUCUUCAGUUUUCGAACAAAGUCUCUUUGGAUUUGGAUUCCUUUGUCCAAUAUAAGCUCCUAUCCUGUGCAUUCCUAUCUCGGUGAGAUCAUGAAUAGGGCAAUUGAAGUACUGUCUCCAGCCUCCUAUCUCCAAAAUUCCAACUGGUUGUUCCAGGAAAGCCAGGGAGGAGGAUGGACUGCGGAAGAGAACAAGCUGUUUGAGAAUGCUUUGGCUUACUAUGAUAAGGACACCCCUGAUAGAUGGAUGAUGGUGGCAGCCAUGAUUCCUGGGAAAACUGUUGGUGAUGUGAUCCAACAGUACAGAGAGCUUGAGGAAGAUGUGAGUGUCAUUGAAGCAGGUUUGAUUCCAGUUCCUGGCUAUACUACCAGUUCUUUCACAUUGGAGUGGGUUAACAGUCAAAGCUAUGACGAGUUCAAGCACUUUUGUACUGUUGGUGGGAAAAGGGGUGCAUCCACUAGGCCAUCUGAGCAGGAAAGGAAGAAAGGAGUGCCAUGGACUGAAGAAGAGCACAGGCAAUUUCUGCUUGGUCUGAAGAAGUAUGGUAAAGGGGAUUGGAGAAACAUUUCAAGGAACUUUGUGACCACAAGGACACCUACCCAGGUUGCAAGUCAUGCUCAGAAGUACUUCAUCAGGCAGCUUACAGGGGGGAAGGACAAGAGGAGAUCCAGUAUCCAUGACAUCACAAUGGUCAAUCUCCAAGAAACAAAAUCUCCUUCAUCAGACACUACCAGGCCUUCUUCACCCCUACAGAAUCAGAAAUUGUCUAGCAUGGUUAAGCAGGAAUAUGAUUGGAAAUCGCCAUGUGAUGACAUGCCUUUUGUUUUCAAUUCAACAAAUGGAAACAUGUUCAUGGCAGCACCACUGCAUGGGAUUUCUUCAUAUGAAUCUAGACCACAGGAGCAUAAUAUACUUAGACAAUCCCAUGGAUGCCAGUUUUCACCUUGUGAUACCAGUGUGCAAAUGCAAUUGAUGCAACGUCAAUGAUCUGUGCAUCUCAUUCAGGGUAUAGAGUUUUGAAGGUACUAAAAGUUUGAAUUUGAACCCUUUUCAGCGAUGUUGGAUUGCUUCAUAGAUAGUUUGUGUGAAUAUGUUGAGGAGGGACUGGAGUUAGUCCUUAGUAACUAGAAUGUAUGUAGAGAUUAGUUGGAAUCUUGUUCUGAUAUUAAGAUUCUGAAACUAGUCUGUCUGAGGAGUUGAGUUUGGUGAUGUGUAAUAUGAUCUUCAGAAUACAUGUUUGGUAAUUUGAUUGUAGCUAGAUGGAAAGCUUGAGUGAGCUUUCAUCUGAUGUUCAUCUUCCCAUACAGGCAAGAGUUCUCUGCAGAUUGCCCUGAGGAAGAGCAGUUAUCUCUUACCUUUUUGAAAGAUGCUUCAAAUAAAUAUUGAGUUCCAAGUU
Molecule: messenger RNA, 1920 nt
Organism: Vigna angularis (adzuki bean)
Lineage: Eukaryota; Viridiplantae; Streptophyta; Magnoliopsida; Fabales; Fabaceae
Product: transcription factor DIVARICATA
Molecular function (GO): DNA binding
Source: RefSeq, a predicted model, not a curated record